UGAAUGUACAAUUCUGGAGUUACCUGUUCAAUUGUUUUUUCCCUGUUAAAAAAUGCAACUCAACCUUUUUCUUUUAUAAGAAUAUAAAGUUAUAUUUACCAGCAUUUAAUAUUUCUCUCAGCAUUUGCAUAACAAGUGUGUAAGCAAAACUAAGAAUGCUCAUUUGUGCCCUGAUUAUCCAAUCUCCACUUCAGCACAGCGUGGUUGAACAAGAACCACACUAUAUAAAGAGGCCUUGUGAGAACUCCUCAUUUUCACUUUGAAGCAGAAAGCUUCCCUAAGCAGCCAUGUUGUCUUACUCAUUCUGCGUGUUUGCAGCAGCAGUUGCUUUGCUAAUGCCUUGUCAUGCACAGAACUGCGCAGGAGCUCCUGAGCUACCCAGUAUCCCUGGAGUUAGCAGACUGCCUGGUCUGGGAGGUCUCAAUAGAUACUUUGGAAGCCUAUUGUGGCCUUCCAGAAAAGAGAAGCUUCCUGAACGUCAUUGGUUACAAGGACAACAAGGUCUAUCUACUUCUUUUGACGCUGAACUCCACAAUGUUUUGCUGAAUCUAAGACAACGAUUUCUCCAACUUGAAGGAGUGCUUGCUUUGAAUGGGAAGAUAACAACAGUAGGAGAGAAAAUAUUUGCCAGCAAUGGGAAGGAAGUCAAUUUUUCAUCUGCACUAGAAUCCUGUGAAGAGACUGGAGGAACUCUUGCAACUCCCAUGAAUGAGGAGGAGAAUAAAGCUAUUAUGGGUAUUGUGAAACAGUAUAACCGAUACGCUUACUUGGGCAUUAAAGAGAGUGACACUGCAGGUCAAUUUAAGUACAUGAAUGGCACACCUCUGAAUUAUACCAACUGGCAACAGUCUGAACCUAAUGGCAAAGGGACAGAACGAUGUGUAGAGAUGUACACUGAUGGAAACUGGAAAGACAGAAAAUGCAACCUGUAUCGCCUCACAAUCUGUCAGUAUUAGAGAAUGACCUUCCAGGCACCCGAGAACGUGGAGAUCAUGAAAUACCCAGUGCUUCAUUCAGACUGAUGCAAUUUCUGCAAGUAUUCUAUGUCAGAAAAUCUAAAAUGAAUCAUAUUACUAUAUAUUUUUGUGCUUAAGAAAAUGCCAAAUGCAGAAAGUGAUUGAUUAACUCAAUUAAAAUGUACUUAAUCUGA
Messenger RNA from Numida meleagris (helmeted guineafowl), 1150 nucleotides. RefSeq names its product pulmonary surfactant-associated protein A1-like. The transcript is spliced from 5 exons. The coding region runs from base 288 to 956 and encodes 222 amino acids. The record is from RefSeq and is a predicted model, not a curated record. NCBI's taxonomy places the organism in Eukaryota, Metazoa, Chordata, Aves, Galliformes, Numididae.